Messenger RNA from Capronia epimyces CBS 606.96, 1257 nucleotides. RefSeq lists its product as uncharacterized. The record is from RefSeq and is a predicted model, not a curated record. Gene Ontology annotation, cellular component: nucleoplasm; nucleolus. The transcript has a single exon. Lineage: Eukaryota; Fungi; Ascomycota; Eurotiomycetes; Chaetothyriales; Herpotrichiellaceae. The coding region runs from base 1 to 1257 and encodes 418 amino acids.
AUGCCACUGAAAAUGAAGAAGAAAGGAUCUGCCUCUGGCAAACCGAUGCCCUCACCACAACUCCUUGGCUUGGUUGACGCAUUCCUGGCGCAAAGUGGCAUGGAGUCGACGCACAAGGCAUUUACGAAGGAAAUCACCAGAUUACACCAGAGUGCCAGUUGGCCUGCGCCGGAUGGAGCGAUGCAUGAAGUUGGACUCGAAACGGUUUUUGCAGCUUUCCAAAAGAAUGCAGUUGCCCCUACACAAAAGUCAGGAGAUGAGUCUUCCUCGGUCGACACUGACUCUGAGAGUGAGGCCUCAUCCAAAGCAGAGUCAAGCAGCGCAAGCAGUAGCGCAACCAGCAGUGAAGAGUCGUCUGAUUCCGAGGAAGAGGUCAAGACUAAGGCACAUUCUAAAGGCCAGAAAGGCAAGACUACAAAACGAUCUGUCUCGCCGUCAUCCUCCUCCUCUUCAUCUUCGUCUUCGUCCGACAGUGAUGCCGACGAUGAGGACGAAGAGAGCAGCGCCACCCCCGCCAAGCCCAUAACGGCCCCAAAGUCUUCCUCUGACAUCAACAAGGCUCCUGGAGGUGCUGCCGCGAAGAACCUUAAGCGAAAGGCAGAGUCUAGCUCAUCGGAGUCCGAAUCGUCUUCUUCAGAGUCCGACUCGCCCGAGGACAAGCGACCAGCAAAGCGGGUAAAGGUUGUUAAGAAGCCUGCUGCGUCCGACAGUUCUUCGAGCGAAGCAUCCACAGACAGUUCGGUAGAGGAGUCCAGCGCCGCCGAAACGACAUCUUCGUCAUCGUCAUCCUCCUCCUCAGAAGAAGAAGAAGAAGAAAAAGAAGCAGAAGAUAAGAAGAGUUUUGCCAAACCAUCCAACAAGAAGACGAAAUUGAUCGCCGCAGCCGAUACGCCGUCCGAGUCGUCCGGGACUGUGGUGGGAGACAAUGCUGACGAUACACCGGACCUAUCGCAUUCGGAAGGGUUAAUGCACAAAGACCGUAGUCAGAUGCUCAACAAUACUACGCCCACCUCAGGCCAGAAGAAGCAGGUUGGUGCGAGACCGACACCGUUGGCGCAACUCUCGGCACAGGCCAAGGGAGACCAAUAUCUCAGCAAUGCAUACCAGAGCUAUGAUUAUGCCGAGAAGGCGUACAAGGAUCUUUCUGUUACACGAGGCAAGGGAUUCACCAAGGAGAAGAACAAGAAGAAGCGUGGGAGCUACCGGGGUGGAGCCAUUGACAUCAGCGGUGGCAAGGCAUUCAAGUUCGAUGAUUGA